UAAAAAAAAAUCCGGAGGUUCCAGCGUCAGCGAAGAAGCCGAAGGGCGAAGGCGAAGGCGCAGCGCAGGAACCGAAACGAAAUCCCCGCAGGAAAUCCGUCUAUCGCCCCCAUCUUUCGAAAGCAACAUAAAUCCAUCGCCGUCCGCCGCCCUUGGGAUUUCCCUCAACAAAUUCCUAGCACGUACGUACCCUCCACAGCCGCCAACACAACUCCAUCUGCAGCGGAGCGGGAGCGGGGGCGGGGGGGCGGCCGCGUUCUCUCGUCUCGCCACGAGUCGACCCACCCGGGCCUGCCGCUCUCGUCGGCCUCCCCGGUCAUCCGGGUUCGUCGCCAGCGCCGCCACUCCACCCAUCGCACGCGCGGGUUUCCCAUCACGGGUGGUUCAUUGGAAUGAGGCGCGAGGGGCCUGCAGUGUCGUUUAGACAGGGCGCUGCUGGUGACAUGGCAGGAGCUAUCUUCAUGUGCAACAUAUCCACAAGGGAACAAAGCUUUCAAGCAAGAGUUUUCAGCCUACCGUUGGAGUAUCAAUCCUUUGUUACCAGUGUCAGGAAAGGGAUGCCUUUGUUUCUCUUUGAUCACAAUCUGCGCAAACUUUAUGGGGUCUUUGAGGCUGCCUCUGAUGGAGGGAUCAAUAUUUGUGAUGCUCCAUUUUCGACGGCUCAACGCUCAUAUCCUGCACAGGUUCGCAUCAAUAUUAUUUGGAAGUGCAGACCACUAAGUGAAGAUGAGUUUUCCCUUGCCAUAGAAGACAACUACUAUCAUCCAAGGAAGUUUUACUUUGACCUUUCCUAUGAGCAGGUUGUUCGCCUCUAUGAGUUGUUCGAUGACAGGAGGGUAGAGCACCCUAUUCGUGACUAUCCAAAAUAUGAGAGUUUGGAAAUAAACCACUCCAGCAAUGGGAUACUGGACAAAGAAAGAUUAACUCCAGAUGUUUCUGAUUGCAAGGAUCAAUCAUGCCUUUCAGUUCCCAACAUUUCAGAAGUUGCAAGAAGAUACUCUACUCCUACAAGCAUGCAAACAGAUUCACCACUUAGUGUUGAGGCAUACCCAAACAUGUUGAUGCCCUUGAGAACUGAAACUUUUGGACCACAAAUUGCUCCCAACCUGAGCCGUCAUGACCAAGUAGACAUCCAUUCUCAGCGUGAGCUUUUCCCAACUGCUCCAAUGACAGAUGCUGUUUCAACUCAUGUAUCUGCCCCUUGCUCUCAAACUUCUAGGCUCCAGCUGGUUGCGAAGCAGUCAUACCUGUUGCCACAAGACUAUCCACAUAAUACCAUGCCUUCUGGAUGUACAGCUCAGGAGCCAAGAGGAGCUAAAUUUGUUGCAAAUCAGCCAUAUCCAUUAUCUCGUGGCUAUUUGCACAAUGGCUCGCUAACUUCUGGAUAUGCAAAUCAGAAUCCAACUUACAAAGGCAGUAAUCAUUUGAAUUCAACUUUUACCCCAUAUGAUAGUUUAUAUCCUCAAUCGUCGCUGUCAAAUCGACAAAGUAACUCUUACUAUCAAGUUCCUUGUGACAUCUGCUUCAACCAAGACCGCUCUGGUGCACAUAACAACAUAUAUGCAUGUGAGCCUCGGUGUUUCAGUGGAGAAGCUUUGCCACAGGCAAAACUAAGCAAACUAGGUAUUCCCACAUAUCCUGAAGCUGAACGUGAUGGGAAAGCAGUACCUGCAAUUUAUCAACAGAAAACGAGUUCUACUGAUUACAUUCAGAUCCUUGAUUGUAAUCAAGACUUCAAAAAUGAUCAGAUGAAGAAACAUGGUAUCUGUAGCAAUACUUCAGAUUCAUCAGAUCUUGAAAAUGGUAUUCUCAAUCCACGACAUACACAACAUGCUACAGGAGCUGAAAGCAACAGAAAGGAUUGGUGUAACCCUCCACAAACAAGUGUAUUUUCUCGCUUAUCAUUGAGCAAGCAACUAACUUCUCAAGAUGGCACAGGUCCUACGCUGAAGCAAUUGGUUUCUUCUCUUUCCCAGAUGACAGAACAAUGGAAUCACAAAAAUAGACCAACUGCAGAUGGUUUUAUUCCAUUGAUCGGGGAACAUGCUAUGGACUGUUUUCAUGCAGAGCUGAACCUGCCUAGUCAACUAGAGCUGGAAGAAGAAGAAAGCAUAGAGCCACAACUUCCCAACUUGAACUUCAAGAGACGCAGUAAAGCAGGGGAGGUGGAUGCAAAUUUGGGAAAAGAAAGUGGGAAAGUCAAGAGAAGAAAGCUUGUGCGCCCUUCCUUAGAAGAAACCAAAGUUUCUACAAAUGUCGAGGAAGAGUUGAAAAGAAAUUGCACACAGAACAUGAAUCAUAACUAUCAGGAAGCCAGUAAAGAUCAUUUUGACAUUGACCUAAAUGCACCUGCUGCAUCAGUAGAUAACGAUCUACUGGAGGAGGAUAACAGAAGUGCAGCGUGUCCAAGUGUUAUCAAGAUACAAACAGAGAAACCACAUGAAACAGACGUGAACAAACCAAACAACUCAGACGUGAUGGAGACAACCAAACAAGAUCCAUCAGUUGCACCUGCACAAAAGGUUUCCAUUGAAUUUAACAUCGCAGACUUGAACACAAUGGAUGAAUCGAAACUGCGAACAAUUCUCAAUCAAACAUCCUCAUUGUUGUUAUCACUUGGUAAACUCAAAAGUGGGAAGUCGAACAACUCUGAAGAGGCUAGGUCAAGUGUUUUUACUACUAGGACAGGAAAGUAAACAUGGCGGUGAACUCUAAUUGGGAGCGCCAAACCUGAGUGCAACUGACAAUAGCAACAAAAAGGGGUAUCCACUUCAUCUCGAUUAGAAUAUAUAUGGCAGCACAAGAUUGAACUUUAUAUGAGCAACUAGUGCCCUUCAGUAUAUGUGGAAACGGUUCUAUCUUCCUCAUGAUAGGCACAAGAUUGAAGUUUAUAUGAGCAACUAGUGCCCUUCAGUAUAUGUAGAAACGGUUCUAUCUUCCUCAUGAUAGCAUUUUGUAAUUUGGGUGGAUAUUUCUGGAAGGAAAAUCGACUCUUAUCAUGUAGGAGUACCAUCUCAGAAAACUCAAAACAACACCAGCUUCUCGAUUCGUUGCUAAUCCUGUUCCGGUUUGAUGCAAAAA
Molecule: messenger RNA, 3081 nt
Organism: Sorghum bicolor (sorghum)
Lineage: Eukaryota; Viridiplantae; Streptophyta; Magnoliopsida; Poales; Poaceae
Exons: 4
Coding region: 393-2696 (767 amino acids)
Biological process (GO): response to endoplasmic reticulum stress
Source: RefSeq, a predicted model, not a curated record